Messenger RNA from Leptopilina heterotoma, 1619 nucleotides. RefSeq names its product caspase Dronc (gene Dronc). The record is from RefSeq and is a predicted model, not a curated record. Gene Ontology annotation, molecular function: cysteine-type endopeptidase activity. The transcript is spliced from 7 exons. Bases 226 to 1554 code for a protein of 442 amino acids. Gene Ontology annotation, biological process: proteolysis. NCBI's taxonomy places the organism in Eukaryota, Metazoa, Arthropoda, Insecta, Hymenoptera, Figitidae.
UCCUUCCAUGCACUCGCUUUCAACUUUUGUCUGUAAAUGACCCUGUAAGUGACCAGGCAAUAACCUUUUAGUGGUGCUAAUACCUGUCAAAACCUGUUGAUUUUUUGCAAGAACCAUCAAAAUUCCAUCAAUAAUCAAUAUUCUUUAUUUUUUACACAAUAACAACAACAAUAGAUCAGAUCUGAUCUCUAUCAGAAAUUCUACAGUCAAUAAUUUACAACAAUAAUGAACCAGAAGGAUCGUCAAAGAAUUGAUUUAUCCUGCGAGAAAAUCGCACGUGAGGUGGACAUGAACAUCUUAUUGUUCAAAUUACUAGAGAACAGAAUAUUUAAUUUCGACGAUUGUAACAUCUCCGCCUGGAAAGAAAAUUUAAACAAUAAUGAAACAAAGAAACAUAUAGUUUUAUGCAUCAAAACACGAGGACCGUAUGCUUUCAAAAAUUUUCUAACAAGUUUGGAACAAUGCGGUUAUAACGAUUUGGCAACAAAUUUAAGCCAAUUGGAUAUCGAUUCAAACAUUCCAACACAGGAGAGAAUUGAUUUUGAGGAAAAUGCCACAUCUUCAAUAAUUGAUACUCCUUACGAAGAAAAUUCAAAUGACUAUGACUCACCCAAUAGUUUCAUAUAUCAGGAAGAACCAUUGCAAAUUGUCCUGAAAAAAUCAAAAUCAUUUCUAGAUGUACCAAUGGCAGGAAAAAAGGAUUUGGAGAAAUACAUAAUGCGAAGUAAACCACGCGGAUUAGUUUUGAUUGUUUGCAUCAUCGAAUAUAGAAUUUUAGAAUCUAGAGAAAGUGCAAAAUACGAUAAAGUUAAUUUGAAAAAACUUUUUGAAGAAAUGGGCUUUGAUGUCACUGUCACUCCGGAGUAUUUGGAAAGAAAAGAUUUGAGAAAAAUUAUUCAAAAUUUCGCGAAAAGAAAGGAAUUUUUAAAUGUUGACUCCUGUUUUGUAAUAUUUUCUUGUCACGGAAUUGAGGCUGGAAAACGUUGGGAUGCAGAAGUGCAAACAAGUGAAUGGUCUGAACACUCACAAGUACAGAAAGAAAAACUCUAUUGUUCAGAAAUUAUUGAAUAUUUUAGUUCGACGAAUUGCCCAUCGUUGAAAGGAAAACCAAAAGUUUUCAUGUUCCAAAUGUGCAGGGGAGACAAACACCAAUUUUCGGUACCUUUUUCUAAAUUCGCCACUGAUGGAAAACCAAUAUAUCAAAGUGAAGAAGGCAAUGACGAUUCAAUUAGAGGUGUAGAAGGCAAUGAUAAUACUAAUGAAAGUGACAUAUUGCACAGAAAUUAUGAGGAUACAUUAAUUGUUCACUCUACAGUUCCUGGACAUUACUCAUAUAGAGACACAUGUACCGGUGCUUGGUUCAUUCAAAUACUAUGCAAAGUUUUCAUGAGAGAGGCGUACCACAAACAUUUGAAGGAUCUCAUAGACAGAGUUGACCAAGAAGUGAAACGUUUAAGAACUGAACAUAAAAUGUGUCAAACAAUUAUCACUACCAGUAUGGGUUUCUACAAGUUAUGUUACUUAAAUCCUGGAUACUUUGGGGAUAAUAAAUAAAUCAGUGAAUUUCUCUUAUUUACCAAAGAGAGCAACAAAAAAACAGUGUUGUGAAUAAAUUUCAA